Pneumocystis carinii B80 is the source of this 1361-nucleotide messenger RNA. RefSeq lists its product as hypothetical. NCBI's taxonomy places the organism in Eukaryota, Fungi, Ascomycota, Pneumocystomycetes, Pneumocystales, Pneumocystaceae. The record is from RefSeq and is a predicted model, not a curated record. The coding region runs from base 47 to 1315 and encodes 422 amino acids. The transcript has 2 exons.
UUCCGGGAUUAAAAAGCAGUAAAAACGGGCACAAUUGAUAUUAAUUAUGAGCCUAUUAAGAUUAAAAAAUAUUAAUAAAGAUAUAAAGCAAACAGAAACACAAGACAAGUCUUUAAAUAGCCAAAUAAAAGACUCUAGAAAAGUAGAAAAUUAUUGUGCACAAGUAUCUAAUAACUUGCUACAAUCAGCAUCUCAAUCGCCUCGAAAACGGGUUCAAUCAUUUUUUCAAAAUGAACAGGAUAUAUAUAAUAAUGAUGAAUUAAAUGAACAGGGAAUAUUUUCCGGAUGUCAAGAGAUUCGUUCGAAUUUAAAUAUUAGACAAAAUUUUCAUUUAGAUCAAUAUCCUGUAAAAGAAAAUAUUUCAACAGAGUUUGAAAGACAAAUAUAUCACACUAGAAAAGAAAGUAAAUUUUUUUAUGCAAAUGAAUUUAGACAGCAAAAAAGUUUAUCUGAAAUAUGUUUUACAAAAGAUUCAAAAGUCUCUCCACAAUUAUCUCAACAUAAAAAUACAUCUCCAGAAAAGCAGCAGCUUCCAAAAUAUUUUUAUGCAAAUGAAAGCCAUAUAUCACAGGAUCAUUAUUUAUUAUCACCAAAUUCAAAUUUACCUGUUUCUUCGAAAUCGAUUCAACCAAUAUCAAAAGAUAACUAUGAUGAAUCAUCUAUUAUUUCAUCAAGAAAUAAAACUCCAUUAGGAUCUCCGUCAAAAAGAGAAAUAAAGAGUACAAAUAUAAAAAAUCUUUCAAAUAUUCAGUAUAUAAAUGACACAUUUCCUAUAAAUAACGAAAUAGAGAAAUCACCUCAAAAUAUUUCUAAAACUUCAAAAAUUCCAUUAGGUCAUGCAUUGACAGAAGAAUCAGAUUAUACAAAAUUUGCUCGUACAAAUAGAAAAAUACUUGAUCUAGAAAUCUCUAAUACAUCAUUGAUUGCUCUAAAUAAUACAUUAGAGAAACAAUCUCGUCGUCAAAUGUCUGAAAUUAAAGCUUUACGUAAAAAAAUUAUUCCAGAUAAUAUAUCUAUUACAAGUUCAACUACAGAUUCUACAUCAAAUUCUGAAGAAAAUGACACUUGUUCUCAAUUAUCUCAAAAUUCAAGUUCUUCUAUAACAAAUUUUCAAAAAUUUAUAGAUAACUCUUUAUUUUUUACAAACUCUUUAAAAAAAGCACUUAAACUUACAAAACAUCUUAUAAAUGAAGGACGUCAUGCUUUAGAAAAUCAAAAAUCUAUAGAUACACCUAUAUACUUGAAAGUUAUGAAGAAGAGCACUGAUUCUGAAAUAUUAAACUAUGAAGAUACAGAUAAUUUUAAAAAUUCAUAAAAAAGCAUAUAUAUAUAUAUAUUAAAUAAUAAUACAAAAAUAAGGC